AUGGCGAAACGGGUGCUUUCCAGCACACUCAAGAACUUGAAGUUCAUGACUCAAUAUGCAGCUCUAAGAGAGGAGAAAUCCAAGAGAGAGGAGGAUGAAGUGAAAUCUGAUGUCAAUAUUUUUGGAACUCCCACAAUAAGUAGAAAAUGUAUUGUCAUAAUGGAAGGUGAUCCCCAUCCAGAAGCAAUUAAAGGUUGGAUGUCAUUUCAAAGUUUUAAUCCACGAAUUAAUAGACUCAAUGAAGAAGACGCAAGGCUCCAUCGGCCAGCAGCUGAAACUCCUAGUUCUAAGAAUCAAACCGGAAAUAUUUCUGUUAGAGAAAAUGGACUUCCACUAGAUGGUUCAAAUUGUGCAAACACUACCAAUGAGAUUAGUGGCGACCUCAAAGGGAAACAGUCUGAAGUAACGUCUGAAGCACAAAAUCCAACUAAAUUGCCCAAGAAUUAUAAUGGCGAUGACUAA
Messenger RNA from Neltuma alba, 462 nucleotides. RefSeq lists its product as uncharacterized. Gene Ontology annotation, biological process: maturation of 5.8S rRNA. Bases 1 to 462 code for a protein of 153 amino acids. The transcript is spliced from 5 exons. Lineage: Eukaryota; Viridiplantae; Streptophyta; Magnoliopsida; Fabales; Fabaceae. The record is from RefSeq and is a predicted model, not a curated record.